Aplysia californica (California sea hare) is the source of this 2524-nucleotide messenger RNA. RefSeq lists its product as uncharacterized. Lineage: Eukaryota; Metazoa; Mollusca; Gastropoda; Aplysiida; Aplysiidae. The transcript has 3 exons. The record is from RefSeq and is a predicted model, not a curated record. The coding region runs from base 593 to 2377 and encodes 594 amino acids.
GCCUAGACCUAUGUGUUUUUUGUCUAGUAGAUCUAGGAAUGGCCUAAGCUAAGCUAUGUGUUUUAAUUUCAAAUAAAGUGCACAGUUCACAGUGUGCUAAGCUCUUCCUUGUGAGAUGUUGGAGUUUACUUUCAGUAGUUGUAACACGAUUUGAAUUUGGAAGAACAGUGAAUCUAAAAACUUGAGAGACAGAACUGACCAACGGCAAAAAGGUGAACAUCUCCAGUCACCCCCGCCAUCUUCAAUUUGACGAGGACGUGUCGUGUGACUGUUGAUAAUACCCUAUGAGACAGCCAACUGACCAGUGGUCAAGCGGUGACAGCCUCCAGGAACCAAUCACCAUCUUCCAUUUAGCCCCGUCGUUCCGUGCGUUCGUUGACACUACCCUGUGAGACAAACAGCUGAUUACUACAUUCAACUGACUACGACUUCCAACUGACCACGACAACCAACUGACAAAGACAACCAACUGACAACGACAGACAACUGACCACAACAGACAACUGACCACGACAACCACCUACCCACGACAACCAACUGACCACAACAACCACCUACCCACGACAACCAGCUGACCAGAUCCGGCCAGGAGAUGGACGGCGUAUUCACCCACCAGCAGAAGACGGCCCGGGCUCUCCAGAGACAGCUGUCAGGACUGGACAACCUGCAGAGACUGUCGGAGGCCAGGCACAGGCGGGAAAUCCUCAACACGUGUAGGGAGCUGGGCCGGAUCCAUCAGGCCUCUCUCGACCUGGACGAUGUUUUGGCGGAGAUACCGAACCGGCACCAACAGAGACGAGUCUCUCUGCCAGUGACGUCAUUAACUGACUCGAUCUCUCCCCCGAUAUCCCCGCGCUUCACCAGACGACGAGGAAGUAUUCCCGCCAACCUCAGGUCCCCUUCAGCGUUCCUCGAGAGACCACGGCGUGGGUCAGACGCCAGCAUCCUGCCCGAGGCCCACAGCAGACUUCAACUGGACGCCAUUUUGUCCAAAGGAAGGACUCCGCGAAGUGCCACGAAUAACAAAGACAAUUCUAAGGGAAGUACUCCGCGAAGUUCAACCAAUAACAAAGACAAUUCUAAGGGAAGUAGUUCGGCAAGAGCGAAAGUAGACCCCAAGGGAAGUAGUUCCACGAAAAACAAAGACGAUUUGAAGGACGGCAAUACAGUGAACUCUACGACAGCUAUGUCUGUGUCUACACAGAGCAGGCGAGACAGCCAGCCACUAGGUGGCGUGGGGCGGCCAGGGGUGACUCACGUGGGAGGAAACGUCACUUCUGGUGCUGCUAGGAGAAACAGCGCCGGGAACGGCAGGAGAGGAAGUGACGAAAUGAUGCCCCCAUCAGUGGCGCCCCCUGGCACGCAUGCCCUCCAUCAUCAUACCGGGAGCGGGAGUCAGCCCAUUAAGAAUGGCUCAGCCAAGAAGAGGAAUUCUCUCAACUCUUCUGUCUCGUCCACCACUGUGGAAGUGCCCCCCGAACAUCAUCAUAUGACCUGUACGUUCGUUCACACGGACGAAGACGAUGAUGACCCGCUCUCCAUAGGAGGCAGUCCUCCGAAGGAGGAAUCCAUGUUUGAAAGCCACAAAAGAAACCACCGCCGCGCCUCAGAACCGGGCAUUGGCAGCCAUUUUCUCAGGGUCAUGCAGGACAAAGCUUUCAACUCGGGCUCUGAUGAUGAAGAAAGUGGGAGAGGACCUUCACCCUCGAGACAACAUAGCACCCCAGAAAGCGAGGCGCUGAAGAAAUCCAUCAAAACCUCUCUUCCGUCUGACAUUGUGGCUGAAGAAGACGAGGAAGGAGCGGCUGACGACGCUGAAAAUAACGACAACGCUGUCGCUGCGUCAAAUUUGAAAAAGACCACAGCUACCGCAGCGUCUCGGAAAGCUGUCGUUUCAUCAGCCUCCAAGAAACUGUCUGUUAAUCUGGCGUCAGUUCCGGAGAAAAAAAGCGAAGAAGAAGAAUCAAAAGCGGGGACCACAGUUCCGAAACUAACGACAACUAAAGGGAAACAAAAUGGCGGCACUUCCGGGGGUUCUCCACGGAAAAACUCCAAGGACGCAAGCGCUGGAAACAGCGAUGACAACAGCAAGGACAAAGCGAGUUUCGCUCAACUGAGAUCAAGGAGAAAAUCGGAAGGGGACGUCCUCAGAUUCGCGCGAGUCCUCAGAUUACAGGCGGAGAGAGCGAAGUCUAGCAAGAACAGGAAUAAAGAGAGUCAAAGGGAGGUGGACCCGGCAGUGAAGGAGCAGGAGCGGGUGUGGGAGGCGGUGAGGAAAUGUCGUUAUAUCCGAGGCUACGAACCUCCUGAGAUGGAGGAACCUGAGGAUUUGGGCGAGUUCGUCUUCGGUCAUCGCCCGGAGAACCAGGAGGCUUGAGGGACAGACCUGAUUGUUGACCGGUCAACGGGAAUUUGGUCUUUAGGGAUGCAGUGGGUGUAUCAGUACCCUAGAAUGACGAAGAUCGAUCUGCUCAUUACCAAGUUUUGAGAAAUUUGAGGUUACUAAUUUUGAGUUUUAUAACAU